Messenger RNA from Grammomys surdaster, 1574 nucleotides. It is a transcript of the gene Tmem176a, whose product is annotated as transmembrane protein 176A. Gene Ontology annotation, cellular component: membrane. The transcript has 7 exons. Bases 604 to 1347 code for a protein of 247 amino acids. The record is from RefSeq and is a predicted model, not a curated record. NCBI's taxonomy places the organism in Eukaryota, Metazoa, Chordata, Mammalia, Rodentia, Muridae.
ACCUGCUGUCCUCUGAGAUGGGUGGGGCUGGAACUGAGAGGUCUGGGAGGAGCUGACUUAAAGCUGACCCCAGAGAGAGGAGAGCAAGAAGGGGAGGGAUGGAGGCCUCACAUGGAGUCUCUCAGUUUUCCAGUAAGUAGCUGACAGGAAAGGGCUCCACUUGAGGGGGGUCCAUCAAGAGUAGAUGACCAAGCCUGCUGUAGCAAGGAUGCAGGUGACACAGGGGCACUCAUACACCCAAGGUGGCACAGGACUGCACUUGUUCAGAAAGCUCUAGCCCUGACAGGACUGGGAGAGAAAGCAUUGGUGCAAUCAAAGGAUUCCACAGAAUCGAUCAGUGCCAACCCCAACUCAGUGCCUACCUCACCCACCUUUUUCAACUCUCCGGUGCCCAGUGAAGAUCUGACUGCUGGAAAGCCCCUGAAGGGGCCCUCAGUCCCAGCUGCCUGCCAGGAAGUGCUGAAGUCUGUCCCUCCUCCCUCCCCUUCUGGCUCCCACCCAAGUUCUUCCUCCUGCCAGGGCUGAAGUUCUCAACUCCUGCCAGCUCCUCUCUGUGAGCUUCGGCCUCCCUGCUGCACAUUCCCCUGGUCCCAGAGGAAUCAGAUGAUGUCCAAAGACAUGGAGACUGCAGAUGUCAGUGAGGUGGACCCUGAGGCCCCUCAGCCUACCCACAUUGACGUGCACAUCCAUCAGGAGUCUGUUCUGGCCAAACUCCUGCUGGCCGGAUGCUCAGUGCUAAGGGUUCCAGCAUCCGCUUCCAUCCAGAGCCAGGGCAGCAGCAGAGUGCUGGUGGCCUCCUGGGUGGUGCAGAUCGUGCUGGGGGUUCUGAGUGUGGUUCUGGGUGGAACCUCCUACAUCUGCCAAUAUGAAGCCAUGCAUACCGCAGGUGCCCCCUUCUGGACUGGGAUCGUGGCUAUACUGGCUGGAGCUGUUGCCUUCCUUCACAAGAAACGGGGUGGUAUCUGCUGGGCCCUGAUAAGGACCCUUCUGGUGCUAGCGAGUUUCUGCAUGGCUGUGGCCGCCAUCGUUCUUGGGUCUCGUGAGUUCAAUAUUUACCGGUACAAUCGGUACUAUUUCAGAGAUGAUGUCUGUAAGGGUGACUCUUCAUAUCGUUGGUCCACCAUGCCCAGCACUCCAGCUCCCGAAGAAGCGGAUAGAAUAGCCUUGUGCCUACUCUACACAAGCAUGCUAAAGACCCUGCUCAUAAGCCUCCAGGCAAUGCUCUUGGGUGUCUGGGUGCUGCUGCUCCUGGCUUCUCUCACUCCAGUAUGUGUCUACCUCUGGAAAAGAUUCUUCACAAAGGCGCAAACAGAGGAGAAGAAACUGCUGGGUGCAGCUGUGAUCUAGCCCUGGCCUUCCUCUUGCUCUGGGUGUCCCUCCUUCUGAAGCCUGAAAGAAGAGUCAGGCAGGAGUAAGAAGACCCUACCCCACAGCCAGGGCCAUGGCCGCUGCCUGGCUCCGCCCAGCACCACAGCAGCUCACAGCCACACUUACUCCUCUGUCCUCUACCUUCAGCAUCCUGCAUCCCUUCUCAGGCAGUGGCUUGAUAAUAAAAUCUUGUGUUAUUGCUAGCA